UACUGUUUUUCUUUAGAAACGAGGCAGCCUGUGCUGUGAUGUGGAUAGAGGCCCUGUCCUCACGUCCCCUGUCCCUGGGGAUCAUGGGCAUCCUAGGCCGGCACCCCGGGUGGCUGAGGCGGGACAGGCAGACAAUGGGAAACAGUUGCGUGGCCCACACCGUCUCCUCGGCUCGAGAAGGAGAGGGACAGGCGGCGAUGGCUGGACAAGGAAGUCCCUCGCCACUCACCAGGCAGAGCAGAUCUGCCUGGCUCGGGCGUGUGGUCACUCAGCAGGGUCCCACCCGCCACACUGAGCCUUGUCCUCCUAGACCCUGGAAAGGAUGGUGCCCAAGGAUCCCUGGAGGGCUGCACUGCGAUGGCCUCGAGCUCCACUUCACCGUGCUGCCCAUAGCCUUCCUUGGCCCCGAAAAUGCCACUCAGGGCAGGAAGAGGAGCUGGCCCGGGCCCUGGGAGGCAGGUGGCAUCUGUCCCGAGGAGGCUGCAUGUGCCAUGCAGUACCCCAGCAGCUGCAGAGUACAUGUUCACGAGUGGCCCCCAUCCAGAAGAGCAGGCCACCUGAGGACCACCAAUGUGACCCCAGAGGACACCACUUGGUGCAGGAGGUGUUUAUGCAUUGAUAUCAGAAAGCAGGUGCUGUUCCAGGAAUUCUCUUCGAACAAAAGAAGGAGGCCAUGAAUACCUGACACCCAGAGGCUGGGAAGCCAUCCAGACCCCUCCUGUCACCCUA
This is a messenger RNA of Fukomys damarensis (Damara mole-rat), 729 nucleotides long. RefSeq lists its product as uncharacterized. Lineage: Eukaryota; Metazoa; Chordata; Mammalia; Rodentia; Bathyergidae. The coding region runs from base 39 to 677 and encodes 212 amino acids. The record is from RefSeq and is a predicted model, not a curated record. The transcript has 2 exons.